Notolabrus celidotus (New Zealand spotty) is the source of this 3052-nucleotide messenger RNA. RefSeq names its product PHD finger protein 24 (gene phf24). The coding region runs from base 517 to 1737 and encodes 406 amino acids. Lineage: Eukaryota; Metazoa; Chordata; Actinopteri; Labriformes; Labridae. The record is from RefSeq and is a predicted model, not a curated record. The transcript has 8 exons.
UAAAUCCGUGAUCUAACUUCAGUGUCCGCCCGCGAGCAUGCACCAAGGUCUCCUCCUGCCUCGACGCUCGUCCACUCAGACGCCGAGGGAGUAGCUUAGAGGGAGGAGAGAGAGAGGACAGAGAGAGAGAGAGGAGCGAGAGAGAGAGAGGAGAGAGGAGAGAGGAGAGAGAGAGAGAGAGAGAGAGAGAGAGAGAGAGAGAGAGAGAGAGAGAGAGGGAGGAGAGAGUGAGAGAGAAAAAUUGAAGACAGAUUUCAGCACCGGAGCUGUCCACGGCACUUGGAGAAGUCUUUAUCCCUGCCAAGAGGAGGAAGCUGCCUCCGACUGUAAAUCCUCUCUUUUGGGACUGUGAGGAGGAAGGAAUAAUAAACUGCUCUGCCAUUCAACUCUCCGCGGGGCUACCGACUGGCCAGGAAAGCGCACAUACUUCAUUCGAGCAAAGUCUUGCCAUGCUGGACGGCCGGGCUUAAGACAGAGAGGAUAAAGUGAGAACACAAGUCCGUUACUCUUUACGCCAUGGGAGUGCUUAUGUCAAAGAAGCAGGUGGAGAAGGUGCAGAAAUGCAAUGCUGUCGUCUCUGCCUUCCAGGCAGGUGUCAAGGACCGCCCCCCCGUCAAACAGGUCGAAGAUGAUGAAGCAGCCGAAGCUGAAGCCAAAUCAUCAGCCAGUCCUGACGAAAAAGACACAGAGGAGGCAGAGAAAGAGGACACAGAGAAUAGUGCGGGUCCGUCGACCUCCCAGCAGGCCUCAGCCAGAGAUGACUGUAAGGUCAACCAGGAGGCUUGGUCCAGGUUACGGGAUGGGAAAGGAGUGGAGCCUGAAGAUAUGGACAAGACCCAUCAGCUCACACCGCCUGCUUAUGUGCGGCCCAAAAGGGAGGCUGAUGAUGAUCAACCUGUGGAGAUUGAUCUGGAAAAGAAAGAGAAGCCGCCGAGUGAUGAGAUGUGUGACGUGUGUGAGGUGUGGACAGCAGACGACCUGUAUCCCUGCAGGAUCUGCACUCGGGUGUUCCACGAUGGCUGCCUGAGGGAGCUGGGCUACCUGCGUGCCGAGGCCCUGCAGGAGAUGAGAGAUACAGCUCACACUGUUACUGGAUGGAGCUGCUACUAUUGUGAUAACCUGAAUCUACUUCUAACAGAGGAGGAGAUGUACAGCCUUAUGGAGACCUUUAAGCAGUGCAAGAUCAUUCCAGAGUCGUGCCUGGUGUCAGAUGAGCUGCUGCAGUACCGCCACUUUGCAUCCAAGCAGCAGUUUGAUAAGGACUUGACUGAUGAGCAAGAAGAGGAAGUCUUGUCCCAAUUCGCCGCACUGGAUCCUGAGAAGAAGGGUCAAAUCGAAUGGUCCGACUUCCUCUACUUCGAGUCUCUGGGAGUGUUGAGGAAGUUUCGCACAGAGAACUCACUGGUGCGUCUGUUGACUGCCAAGGAGAGAGACACUGCGCGGUCAGUGUUCAUGGGUCUAACCCAGGAUAAAGACGGAGUGAUCACAAGAGCAGAAUGCCGUCAGGCCCAGCAGUCCUGGUUCAACAAGCUCAACAAAGACUCCCAGUCUUGCAAUGUGAGCAUAAGUCAUGUUGGCCCCAUAUGUGAGAGCAGUCCGGCCAGCUCUGGCAGUGAAAGGAGCAAGACUGAUGACAACAGGCCAGCAACCUGGGCAGACUUUCUAAAGGAGAGUGCCAUCUACAUUUUGGCUGCACGGCCCAAUAGUUCUGCCACGCACAUCCGUCUCCCUCUAUAGUCCAGGAUCCUUCACUGCACCAAGCAGAGAGCAGGAGAGAGAGGGAGAAUGUACCCUGUAGUUAACAGAUGAGUGGAGGAAGAUAGAAGUGAUUACACGAUGACAUAGGGACAGCAACUGAGCGAACCAGAUGAAGCACUGAGAGACAGCAGAUCAAGCCACCGACAGAAUCUCUCCUCCUCUGCAUUACCUUUAACCCACCACACGGCAACACACACUCACACCCUGACUGACACACACGACACGAGUGACAGCAGCUGUCACAGGACCAAACUCAAAAAUGUGAUGGCUUUCAUCAAAUAUGUGAGAGGAGGGACUAGCAAAGCAACCACCUACUCAUGGAUAGUAAGGCAGUUCUGAAAGUUGUGAGUUUAAAAAUCAUGCACGCAAUCUGACAAGCUGUUAAGAUUCUUACACUCCACAUUCAAGAAAAAAAUCGGCACUGUCUGGCCCUGCAGCUUCACAACAUACCUCUCCAUGUUGGUGCGUUAGCACGACAGCCUGUUACUCUUUUAAGUAUACAUUCCUAUGGGUGUCAUCAUGUUCUAAUAAUAGUUACAUAGUACUGUUAUGGGUUUGUGUUCUUUGCCAUUAGAAUUGUUAUUUGUACUGUUUAACAAGUGGAUAGGUUUUUGGUUGGGGGUAAACCCUGCAGCUGCCAUUAUCAGAACAUAUACCAUCAGGAAUGAAAGCUAUCUGCGUACAUUAUAUUAUAUGAGAACUGCUGUUCAUUGCCGAGUAAAUUAUUAUUAUGCAUUAAAAACCUGUAUUUAUUCUUGUAUCCUCUGAUAUAUCCUCUGUGUUACCUUUCUCAUCCAACAAUCUAUGUUCCUCUGAAGUACUAACUGUGCAAAAGGAUGUGAAGUGAAUGUUAAUGAAAGCUAACCCAUUAAUUAAUGUGUAUAUACUGCCAUAUAGUUCCUUUUGUCCCUGUUGUGUGCAGAGCUGCAAAUUGACAAGGUGGCCCUCUUGUUCUGGUGUCAUUAUUUGCACUUAGGGAUUGAAGACUGCGUGACAUAAUCACUGCAAUGAAACGGUAAAAAGCUACGGAUAAUGUGGUGCAAACAUUCAUUCUUUCUUUAAAAUGCUGAAAUGUGGUGGGAAUCCUAUAAUGUUGCAGUUUACACAACAAUUUAUAUGCACAUGACACUGCUCAUAGACUCACUGGAACAUACUGUAACAAAUAGAACUUAAUGUAGUGUUGAUGCUAUGUAGUGAAGGUUCUGCCAGAUUGUGAAAAAAGUAUGUUUAUGACAUGAUGGUCUGGGGGAUGUGUCACAGUGCUGAAAUAAAUGCAUGGCAUUAACUCUCCUAA